GUUAGUUGGUGUUGAGAGAGAGAGAGUCAGUUGAUUGUUAAUCUUAAUCAUGGUGGUUUAAUUUUGAUUAUGAUUCAUUUAUUUUUUGUUCAGUUAAACUACCUGUUGAUAAGAUGCAUCGUUUGAAAUCGGAAGAAGCCUCUGUUAUCCCACAUGAGGAAGUAGCUGCUCGUUUGUCAACCGAUAUAAAAACUGGUCUCACCUGGAGAGAGGCUGAAACCCGACAAAAGUUGUAUGAUUUUAAUGAACUUACCGUUCAAAAGCAACAAUCUCUAUGGUCAAAAUAUGUUGAACAGUUUAAAAAUCCAUUGAUUCUCUUGCUUUUAGCUUCAGCAGUCGUCAGUAUUUGCAUGGAACAAUUUGAUGAUGCAUUUAGUAUAACUGCGGCCAUUUUGAUUGUCGUUACUGUUGCCUUUAUUCAAGAAUAUAAAUCAGAGAAAUCAUUAGAAGAAUUGAAUAAACUGGUUCCACCAAAAUGUACAUGUUUAAGGGAAGGUAAUAGUGAAACUUUUCUUGCCCGGAAUUUGGUGGUUGGUGAUAUUGUUUUAUUGAGCAUUGGUGAUAAAGUACCGGCUGAUAUACGGUUAAUUGAAGCUGUUGAAUUGGCUAUUGAUGAGAGUAGUUUCACCGGUGAAACUGAACCAUGUUUAAAGACAACAUCGCCCCUUGUGAUUAAGGGAAAUGGUGGUGUUGCUCAGAUGAAGAAUCUCGCCUUCAUGGGAACUCUAGUUAGGUGUGGUUAUGGUCGAGGAAUUGUUAUCAAUACUGGAGUUUACUCUGAAUUUGGUGAAGUUUUUAAAAUGAUGCAAGAAGAGGACUCGCCUAAAACACCCUUACAACGAAAUAUGGACACUUUAGGUAAACAAUUGUCCUUCUACUCUUUUGGUAUCAUUGGUUUUAUCAUGUUCCUCGGUUGGUUACAAGGAAAACCUUUACUUAAAAUGUUCAAUAUUGGUGUUAGUUUAGCUGUUGCUGCGAUACCUGAAGGUUUACCCAUUGUUGUAACUGUGACCCUUGCCUUAGGGGUAAUGAGAAUGGCCAAAAGGAAAGCAAUUGUUAAAAAAUUACCCACCGUUGAAACGCUUGGCUGUGUGAACAUAAUUUGCUCCGAUAAAACUGGAACUUUAACCAAGAACGAGAUGACAGUCACAUCCAUCGUAACUUCAGAGCUUUACUUUGCUGAACUAACCGGUGUCGGUUACAGUUCGAAAGGUCAAUGUGUUCUAAAUGAUGAAGUGACCGAUACAAGUGUUCAAAUAAAUUCAAUUAAAAGUGUCUUAGAAAUAGGUUGUAUAUGUAAUAAUGCCGAUGUGAUUGGUGGACACUUGAGAGGUCAACCCACCGAGGGAUCUCUUAUCGUGGCUGCUCAAAAAUUGGACAUGUAUGGAGUUCGUGAUAAAUUUCACCGUGUUCAAGAGCUUCCUUUUAAUUCAGAUCAAAAGAUGAUGAUAGUCAAAUGUGUCGCCAAAUUUAGUCCAACCAAAGACGAAAAAUUUUUCGUCAAAGGUGCAAUCGAACGGGUACUCAGUAGUUGUACUCGUUAUUCGUCCAACGACAAUCUUGUGCCUUUAACUUCAGAAAAGAAGUCACAGUUUCUGAGAGAAGCUCAAAUUAUGGGUCGAAAAGGAUUACGAGUGUUGGCUAUGGCUUAUGGAAACAAAAUGGAGGAUUUGGUUUUCGUUGGCAUGGUUGGGAUUCUUGAUCCACCUCGACCUGGAGCCGCUGAGGCAAUUAGAACCCUUUAUGGGAGUGGAGUUCAGGUCAAAAUGUUAACCGGCGAUUCGGAAGAAACUGCUUGCGCUAUUGCAUCCCGUUUGGGUCUAUAUGCUUUUGGAAGUACAUCUCUUUCCGGUGAAGAGAUUGAUGCCAUGAAUGAACAAACUCUUCAAGUAAAGAUACCAACUGUUACGGUAUUUUAUCGUGUCAGUCCAGGUCAUAAAUUGAAAAUAGUGAAAGCGUUACAAAAAAAUGGUUACAUUGUGGGCAUGACGGGCGAUGGUGUCAACGAUGGAGUUGCCCUGAAAAAAGCGGACAUUGGAAUAGCCAUGGGUAAAAAUGGAACUGAUGUUUGUAAAGAAGCUUCGGAUAUGAUUCUGGUCGAUGAUGAUUUCUCGACAAUCAUGGCUGCAAUUGAGGAAGGAAAAGGACUUUAUCACAAUAUCCGAAAUUUUGUUCGAUUUCAGUUGAGCACAUCCAUUGCAGCCUUGACUCUAAUCGCUUUAUCAACAUUAAUGCGUAUUCCUAAUCCAUUGAACGCUAUGCAAAUUUUAUGGAUCAACAUAAUCAUGGACGGUCCUCCCGCUCAAAGUUUAGGAGUCGAGCCCGUUGAUCACGAUGUACUUAAACAACCUCCUCGAAAUGUUAAACAUCCAAUGAUCAACAAAGAUCUGAUUUUCAAUGUACUACUUUCUGCUGGAAUCAUUAUCUCGGGAACAAUAUUUGUCUUUAUGAAAGAGAUGAGUGAUAAUCAAGUAACUCCUCGUGACACAACCAUGACUUUUACCUGUUUCGUAUUUUUUGACAUGUUUAAUGCCUUAAGUUGCCGAUCUCAGAUUAAAUCCGUUUUCACAAUUGGUCUCUUCUCGAAUAAACCUUUCCUUCUUGCUGUUGGAGGUUCAAUUGUCGGACAAAUGCUUGUCAUCUACGCUCCACCCUUACAGAAAAUUUUUGUCACCGAACCAUUGACACUAAUUGAUUUGGCAAGUUUAUUCCUGUUGGCAUCAAGCGUUUUCAUCGUCACUGAAUUGAAGAAAGCAUUUGAAAGAGAAUCAUUAAAGCGAAAGAAAAUGAAAGAUGUUCAACAAAAUCAUAUGGUUUAAUUAUCUAAUUAUUAAUCCGAAAUGAUCAUUCUAAUGAUAAUCAACUUUAAUACCUGAUGGCAAGAUUAAUUUCUAAUUCAUCUUCUGUCAUCAUCUUUACCAUUGACAGUUUAUUAUAAUUUUCCAACGUUAAUCAUAUUUAUCAACGUGGAUGGCAAAUAAUUUUCAUUAUUCAAACAGGACGAUGGAAAUAAAUUGUUCCAGGAUAACAAUUUACUAAAGGAAUCAAUCUCUCUCUCUUUCUCACUCUAAUUCUCGGCAAAAAUAUCCAUAAUGACCAUGAAGAUAACAUUGAUCAUGACAUCACCAUCUCUCUCUCUCUCUUCAUCUUAUAACAUCAUGAGGUUGGACAAUAUUACCAAAACUCUGUCAACAAUUGUCACUAAUUGUGAUUUACUUUUCCUUUCUCAUAUCAUGCAUACAUAUUACCAUUAUUAUCUCAGCUAAUCAUGAUGUUCAUUAUGAAUCUGAUUUCCGUCUAAUCAUCAAUCUCUUUGCUUCCUCUUUUUUUACUCUAACAAAACAAUCACAAUUAGUCAAUCUCCCUCAAAGCUAAUUUACUUGACAGACAAAAAAAAAGUUACUCUAUAUUUUUACAAUUAACUAAUCAUAUUUAACCUGAGAGUAUAAUUUAUAGCUAAUUAUUAUCAGAGACUUAAAUUAUCAUCAAUCAUUGUUGAAACAAUAUUAACGUACCCUCUUAAUUGUGAUCAGUGUUAAAGUUUAAUAUUGUUAGAAUGUGCAAUUGAAAAAUCAACAACAAUCAACAAUUUUAAAUUGCUUAUGCUGAUUUAAUUAACUGCUACUGAACAAAUGUAUCCUCAUCUCCCUUUUUUUUACAAUCCGUUAAUCACAAUUAACCCUCUACUCUAAUUUUCUCAUUACAUGUUUGCCUUUCUCUUUAAUUUCAUUUAAAUUGUUAUAUGAUCGCAAUCAAGUUGAUUGUUUGUGAAACUUUUCUCAAAACUCUGGUCCCUCUUUUUUGAUUAAUAAUCAUCAAAAUCAUGAUCGUCAACCAAUUGUGUUGAUUAUCUUAAUUGUUAAUCUCCGUUUGAUGAACAAAAAAAAACUCCACAAUUUAAUCAACUCAGUAUUCACUUGUAAACCAAAACAACUGAAAACGUUUUCUAAUCAAGAGUAAAAACUAAUUUCUCUCCAUCAAUUAA
Molecule: messenger RNA, 3985 nt
Organism: Panonychus citri (citrus red mite)
Lineage: Eukaryota; Metazoa; Arthropoda; Arachnida; Trombidiformes; Tetranychidae
Gene: SPoCk
Product: calcium-transporting ATPase type 2C member 1-like
Exons: 9
Coding region: 114-2819 (901 amino acids)
Biological process (GO): intracellular calcium ion homeostasis; manganese ion transport; calcium ion transmembrane transport
Cellular component (GO): Golgi membrane; plasma membrane; endoplasmic reticulum
Molecular function (GO): ATP binding; P-type calcium transporter activity; ATP hydrolysis activity
Source: RefSeq, a predicted model, not a curated record